This is a messenger RNA of Plutella xylostella (diamondback moth), 708 nucleotides long. It is a transcript of the gene COX5A, whose product is annotated as Cytochrome c oxidase subunit 5A. NCBI's taxonomy places the organism in Eukaryota, Metazoa, Arthropoda, Insecta, Lepidoptera, Plutellidae. Gene Ontology annotation, biological process: mitochondrial electron transport, cytochrome c to oxygen. The record is from RefSeq and is a predicted model, not a curated record. Gene Ontology annotation, cellular component: respiratory chain complex IV; mitochondrial inner membrane.
UUGUCGAUGGUUUUCAGCAGCCAUUUGUUAUCCUUGUCAAAGAACCCGUGAAGAAUUGAAGAAAUUUCAAAAUGUUGAAAGCAGCUUCUGGCACAUUGGCCCAUGUCCUGAAAAGAUCGCUGAUCCCCACAGCGAGGGUCAGUGCGGUGGGUGUCGUGCGCAAUUCCCACGGAGGUCCGGUUGAGUCAGACGAAGAAUUCGACAGCAGGUAUGAGGCAUUCUUCAACAGGAAAGACAUUGACGGAUGGGAAAUCCGCAAGGGAAUGAAUGACCUGUGCGGAAUGGACCUGGUCCCCGACCCACGUAUCAUCAAGGCGGCCAUGCACGCGUGCAGGCGAGUCAACGACUACGCCCUCGCCAUCCGGUUCAUCGAGGCUUGCAAAGACAAGUGCGGACCCAAAGUGAACGAAAUUUACCCAUACAUUAUCCAGGAAAUCAAACCCACCCUUGUAGAACUCGGCAUUGAGACACCUGAAGAGCUUGGUUAUGACAAACCUGAGUUAGCUUUAAAGAAUGUGUAUGAGAUGUAAGGUCAACUUGCAAUAUAAGCUGUAGAGAUAUUUGUAUAAUAGUUUUUGCUGUCAACUUUAAUUUUGUAGCUGUUUCUAAUUAUGUCCGAGCUGUGUUUGCUUUCAAAUGUUCUUGGUCUAUAUUACCUACAAAUCUACAUAUUAACAAGGUGUCUAAUGUAAUAAACAUUAGAAAGUA